GUGCAGGAGGUUGGGGGAGUAAAAUCCUCUAUAACUUACCCGUGGCAGCCAUGACGGCAGUGUCUGCUCACAAAGUUGGACGACCAGUAAAGAUAAACAUGGAUCUCCACACCAACAUGCAGUUUCAGGGCUGCAGGCAGGGAUACUAUUAUGAAUAUGAAGUAACCUAUUUCUGUCCCAACUGGUCGUGGAGUGUGCAGCCAUGCAAGACACACAAGCCUACAAUCACCUACAUGCGGGGACCAGGUUCGGCAGCAUCCAUCUUUGCCAUGGAGUCUAUGAUCGACCAUGUGGCUACAUACCUGAAGAAAGACCACAUGGAUGUCCGCAAGAUCAAUUUGUAUCAAAAUGGUCAGACAACGUUGAAUAGUGUGGUUCUGGAACACGUUCUGGCGUCGCAAGUUGUGGAACAACUGGAGAAAGAUAUCAAUUAUGCUCGCAGAAAACAGCUAGUUGAAGAGUUCAAUCAGGGCAACAGGUGGAGAAAGCGAGGUCUGCAGGUGAUGCCCAGCAGGUACGCCAUGAUGUACACCAAGAUCAAACACAACACGACGGUAACCAUCUACCACGGGGACGCCAGUGUUGUCAUCGCUCAUGGGGGCGUGGACAUGGGCCAGGGAAUCAACACGAAGGCGAUACAGGUGUGCGCCUACAAACUUGGCAUCCCCGUGGACAAAAUUAGAGUGGCCAAAUCUUCAUCUCUGAUGAACGCUAACUCCUCGUUUACUGGAGGCUCCACAACUUCAGAGAUCAUUUGUCUUGCAGUGAUCAACUGUUGUGAUGUUCUCAACGCACGCAUGGCCACAUGUAAAGCAUCGCUCGACAACCCAACCUGGGAGGAACUUGUUGGGAAAUGCUUCGUUGAGGGUGUCAACCUAACCUCCCAACAUUGGCCGGAGAAAGUAAUUGACCACUACAGCUGCUACACGGCCUGCUGUGCUGAGGUCGAGCUGGACGUUCUGACCGGCCAGUACCAGAUCCUUCAGGUUGACUAUGUCUAUGACUGUGGCAUCAG
This is a messenger RNA of Candidula unifasciata, 1015 nucleotides long. Lineage: Eukaryota; Metazoa; Mollusca; Gastropoda; Stylommatophora; Geomitridae. The record is from the annotation of a GenBank genome assembly.